AUGGAGCGCGUCAUCCUCAACAGGCUCAACGGGUACCUCGAAGACAACGAGGUUUACACGUCCAACAUGAUCGACUUUCGCACCGGACUCUGGACGCAGGAUGGCAUGGAGCUAAUGAAGCAUCAGAUUGUGGAUGGCCGUUCAAGAGACGUCAAGGCUCUGCUCUGUCUGGACCUCGAGAAGACUUUCGAGAACGUGCUCCACACCUUCAUCGUAAAUACCAUUUCAGACCUGUGUCUCGGUUCCAGAUCCCACAACUACGUCUUUUCUUUUCUAAUGGACAGGAAGACCAAGCUUCGCAUUGGGGACUUCCACUCUGACGAUGUGCUCCUCGGAGGGCGGGGUGCUUCUCAGGACGCCGUCGUCUCCCCCCCACUGUUUAUCAUCUGUAUGAUUGGUCCUUCCGAGAGAGCCGAAGAAGCCAUGCAGGAGGCGAUCAAUGUGAUCGAGGAGUAUCUCCUCCCAACGGACUUGGAUGCUUCCCCGCCAAGUCGGAGCUUCUGCUUUACGGAAAAGAGAAGGUAG
This is a messenger RNA of Dermacentor albipictus, 525 nucleotides long. NCBI's taxonomy places the organism in Eukaryota, Metazoa, Arthropoda, Arachnida, Ixodida, Ixodidae. The record is from RefSeq and is a predicted model, not a curated record.